ACAUGAAAUAACACCUGCUAAAAUAGUAACCUACAAACAGAUCUCAUUCCCUUUCCCCCAAUUCAACCCAAAAAUGGUGGCGAACCCGAAACCCUUAGCGACAGCCGCCGGUACAAUCCGAUCCAGAUUGAUCCAAACCCUCCGAACCCGCGGCGGAGGAACCACCAACAGAUGGACUAGCCCAGGUCACCAAGAUCGACCCAAUGGCUACCUUUUCAAUCGAACUCCAACUCCACCUGGUCAAUCUCGCAAAUGGGAAGACUGGGAAUUACCAUGUUACAUCACAAGCUUCCUCACCAUUGUUAUCCUUGGUGUUGGGCUUAAUGCUAAGCCCGAUCUUACUCUUGAGACUUGGGCCCAUCAGAAAGCCCUUGAGCGUCUUCAAGCCCAGCAGAUUUCUGAUUCCUCUGAGUAACUUCAAACCCUUUUAGAAUAAUCUUUGUUUUCGACUGAUAAACGGAUGUGUUUAGUUUAAUUUUUGUUAUUGUUGAUAUAUGACGGGGUUGUAGUGGAAGAAAAAAAAUAAGGGUUUCUGAACAAUUGACCCUUUUUUAAAAGAGUCUUGUUUAAAGUAUAUUUUGGUAAAUGAAUUGUUUUAAUUUCUUCUUUUGGUAAUUGAUGGUUACAUCUUGAUGUU
Amaranthus tricolor (Joseph's coat) is the source of this 637-nucleotide messenger RNA. RefSeq lists its product as uncharacterized. The record is from RefSeq and is a predicted model, not a curated record. NCBI's taxonomy places the organism in Eukaryota, Viridiplantae, Streptophyta, Magnoliopsida, Caryophyllales, Amaranthaceae. The transcript has a single exon. The coding region runs from base 74 to 415 and encodes 113 amino acids.